AUAUUAAUGAAAUUCAUAACAUUAGCCCUAGUCUGUGUGAUGCUAAUAUCCUGCAGCCAUGCCAGGCUCAGCAUGUUCGAACUCGGCAGAACCAGCAAAGAUGUAGAGGAGUACACCAAAAUCGUAAGAUCAGGACUUCAAAGCUUCAUGGAAGAAUUUUAUUCACCAGAAGACCACUCCCUUACAGCUGAAUGCCUUGGAGAAGAGUUUCAGGCUUUGAUGGUGAAGAUUGUAGAUGGCAUCAAGAACUCUGAUAACCUGCUCACAUUAAUUAUUACUCAAGGAAAUAAUAUCAUGCAGGUCGGAAGAAUGACCCGAGAUAGCUGCCAAGUGUCAGAAUUUAUGUCAGAUCUGGAAAGCAAAUGCCACCGUGGCAAGUGCAAGAUAAUCAAAAUUGUGGAGAGACUCGAGGAGCACAAAAUGAGCCUCUUCUCCUACGGUAUGGAGAUUUAUCAGAUUUUGAACUCAGAAUAUGCUACUCUUGAGGAACAGGUUGCAGAUGCAGGGAUAAUCGGGAAAGAUUUGUCAAAAAUUACCAGAAUUGCUUUGGCCAUGGAUUAAAAUGACAUAUUUUUAGUAUUUCAAACUUUUCAAC
Moneuplotes crassus is the source of this 595-nucleotide messenger RNA. Lineage: Eukaryota; Ciliophora; Spirotrichea; Euplotida; Euplotidae. The record is from the annotation of a GenBank genome assembly.